Messenger RNA from Nymphaea colorata (pocket water lily), 2041 nucleotides. Its product is annotated as beta-amylase 3, chloroplastic-like. NCBI's taxonomy places the organism in Eukaryota, Viridiplantae, Streptophyta, Magnoliopsida, Nymphaeales, Nymphaeaceae. The record is from RefSeq and is a predicted model, not a curated record. The transcript has 4 exons. The coding region runs from base 225 to 1919 and encodes 564 amino acids. Gene Ontology annotation, molecular function: beta-amylase activity. Gene Ontology annotation, biological process: polysaccharide catabolic process.
GAGGGGAAAGAAAUGGCUUCUCCAGUCGUCCAUUUUGAUCAAACGACGGAAGAUCUCAACGGUAAAACGCCUGCUCAGCUCGGCUGGGCGGCGCUCCACCGCCGUUGUGCCGCCGCCACCAUCACCACGAGCCAACUGUUUUCUGAUUCUCCCAAACGUGUUCUUCCUUUCCUUCACUUCUUCGUGGGGACCCAGUAAGAAAGAGAGUAAGAGCGCGAGGAGGCAUGGCGUGCAUCUCUCCGUCAAGAAUUGCCGGCUCCUGUUCCGGCAGGCGACGCGCUCCUCCUCCUACUGUGGCCGUUGGACCGCCGCCUCCUUCGCAUUGGCCUUCCUACCUUCUGCGAGUGCCGGCGAUGCGCCCUAGCCUCAGCGUCCGGACCAGGCGCUGCAAGGGCCCCCGAAGCCGCACACCCAUCAUCGUUAGCUCCAAGCUCUUCUCCAAACCCUCCGACGCCGAGGGCUUCGUGUCGCCCGAGAAUCCCGGGGGAAACGAGGAGUACGGCUUGCCGUUGGGGCCGGAGCCAUGCCGCGGGGUACCGGUCUUCGUGACGCUGCCGGUCGACGCGGUCGACGCCGAGGGCAGAAUGACGAGGCCGAAGGCUAUGGCCGUGAGCUUCCUAGCGUUGAAGGCCGGAGGCGUCGAGGGCGUCGUUAUGGAGGUCUGGUGGGGGAUCGUGGAGAGAGAGGGCCCUGGCAUCUACGACUGGAAGGGUUACCGUGAUGUCGUCGCGAGGGCCGCCAAGUGUGGGCUCAAGGUCCGAGCGAUCAUGUCAUUUCACCAAUCUGGCCGCGGCUUCAGGGUACCACUUCCUCGAUGGGUGCUGCAAGAAAUGGAUAAAGAGCCAAAUCUGUCAUAUACUGACAAGGCUGGAAGGAGAGACAGGGAAUGCCUGUCCUUGGGGUGUGACAUGCUUCCUGUCUUAAAUGGUCGAUCUCCAUUGCAAGCAUAUUCUGAUUUCAUGAGGAACUUCAGGGACACAUUCAAGGGGUAUCUGGGAGCUGUCGUCACAGGAAUUCAGAUUGGCAUGGGACCUGGAGGUGAGCUUAGAUAUCCAUAUUUUCCUUCUGAACCAUUGAGAAUGAACUCAGAAGACUUUGGCAAGUUUCAGUGCUUUGACAAGUUCAUGCUUGCUUCGUUGAGGGCCUGUGCUAGGGCAAUUGGGAAGGAUGACUGGGGAAAUGGUGUUCCUUUUGAUGUGAUGGACUUUGAAGAGAAUGGUCCACAUCAAACUAGUUUUUUCAGGAAUGAAGGAUAUUGUGAUUCACCUCAAGGGCGAUUUUUCCUUAGCUGGUAUUCUGGUAUGCUCCUUCUUCAUGGUGAAAGAUUGUGCAUGGCAGCUGAGACUAUAUUCCAUGGAACUGGUGUAAGGCUCUAUGGUAAGAUUGCUGGGAUACAUUGGCAUUAUACAACGGCUUCACAUCCUCUGGAGCUUACUGCUGGUUACUACAACACCUCCACAAGGGAUGGCUAUCUCCCCAUUGCACGUAUGUUUGGCAGGCAUGGGGUGACUUUGUGUUGUACAUGCUUUGAUCUCCGUGAUGCUGAAGAGAAGAAGACGAACACAAACAGCAGUCCAGAAGGGUUGCUUAAGCAACUCAUGUACGCUGCCUUCUCUGCAAAUAUACCCGUGUCUGGUGAAAACUCGCUGCCAUAUCUGGAUGAUGCCUCCUGUAGACAGAUCUUGAAGACCUCCAAGAUGUAUCCAGAUGGCUACCAUGAAAGUCCCUCCUCUUUCAAUUUCGUGAGGAUGGAUAAGAACAUGUUUGGCGGUAAAAGCUGGUCCCAGUUUUUGCGGCUGGUGAAGGAGUUAUCCCAUGAAAGAAAUGUAAAAGACCAUUUUAAUUCCAGACGAACUGAAUCUCAUCUAUCCUUCAAAUCAUCGGUUGAAAGGUGUGGAAGAGCUGUGGCAUACUAUUAAAAUGCCAACGCUUCUCUGUAGCAUUUACAAUUCUGUACAUCGGCAUACGCCUGUUGAUCAUUGCAAUUGUGAUCUUUUUAUGCGCACUUGCGUGCCUUCUAAGAAUCUCCUUAACGUGAUUA